AUGGAUCAAGCGCCCCCUGGGAUCACUCAAAAGCCACCCCGCACGUUGCGGGCAUGUGACAGAUGUCGACGCCAGAAACUGAAGUGCGACAGCUCUCGGCCUUGUGUACUUUGCACCCGUGCUGGCCAUGAAUGUGAGACGUCUCAGCGCACAGCGAGGGGGACACGUAGGCGAAAUCCACAGGCUAAAGACAUUUCCAAGCCUCUUGGGAUACACAAAGCCAUUGCGCCAGCAGUACAGAGGCAUUUCAACUUUUGUCAUGAUAUUGGGGGGGCCGAACUAUCCGAUGCGACGGAGAAUCCGUCGUUCUACCCAGAACGGCCUCCAAACGAGCUGCAAUUUGGUGCAGAUGUUUCCGCGAUUGAUUUCGCUAGACGAGUCUUCAACGAGGAAGAGGCUGGUCGGACUUUGACAGGUGCUUCCGUUCCUGGCGAUACAGGGGAUCCCAUGUUGGACAACUCAUUAUGGCAUUUGAUGGAGGUAGAGCUUCCUCCUGAGGCCGUGAUGUCAGCCUUGAUCGACGCCUACUUCGACCGAAUGCAAUGGUUUAUCAUCAUAUUCCACGAACCUACAUUUCGCCAGACUGCGCGCAGGAUAAUCUCUCAGAAGUCAUGGAGACGCCAGGAUCUCAGUCCUACCAUGGCUGUCCUGGCAGUAGCUAUGAUCGGGUUGCAUUCUGCGUUACCAGAUGAAGAAUGGCCCGGACAUGAACUGCUGCGGGAACACGCUAUCGACGGGAAGAAAUUAAAGCAAGGCUUGAUUAACGAGGUUAGGAGGAAUCUGCUCGAUAUCUCCAUCGAUUGUCGGAUCGAGGCUGUCCAGGUCUGCUUCUUGAUGGCCUCUUAUUAUCUUUAUCAUAACUCACCAAGCCUUGCCUGGACUAUUUCUGGUAUGGCUGUGAGGUCAGCCUAUGCUCUUGAUCUUUAUACGAAAUCGGCUCAAUAUGCAAGUCCGGUUGUCAAUGAGAUUCGCUCUCGCUGUUGGAAUCAUGCUAUUGUUAGCGAUACGUUUGGAUCUGGUAUCUAUGGACGCCCUCCCUCGAUUGACACUGGUCUCGUGGCGUUGCAUGCACUCAGAGAUAUGGAUGAUAUAACAAUUGAUCCCCUUCUUCUGGAAAAUGAAUGGAUAUCGGGCGACGGAAAUCCAACAACAACAGCCGGAUUCUUUGCUAUGAAAUAUGAUAUUUACGACAUCAUUCGACAUAUUCUCUCCCGAUUUCGACGUCUACGCCUGAGGAAAGAAACAAUAGAAGAGGAUCUUCUGGCUAUUGUAGAGGCCGCUCAAGAUUCAGAGGAAAAAUUGAUAUCAUGGCGCAGAAGAGUUCCUCGGCUCUUUGAUUUCGAGUUUUGGAGCAGUGAUGAUCGUCUAGAGAGAUUUCAACAGCAGCUCGAAGGAUUGCCUCAACGUACAAAAGACCAAGCAGAAACGAUCAUCUUACAGGCGGCGUCUCUCCAGUUGACAUAUGAUGGAGCUUUGAUACAAGCCCAUAGGCCUUUGCUCGAACAAAAGAUUACCAGUUCCUGCUCGCGCUCAGUCGUCCACGCAAUCCAUCAGUCAUUGAAAGUGGCUACUGCAGCCGCACUACGGAUAUCUCGCAUUCCAGUCCUCCGCUUCAAGCAUCAUUUCGCGGAAUCAUUUGCUUCCCUACAUCAAUUUACUGCGGGCGUCAUUCUUUGCAUUCCACCAACGAGUCAGCCUUUCACUGCAGUCGCGCAUGAAUCUAAGGCUGGAAUCAUGCGGAUCAUUCACGCCAGUGUAGCUUUGGGACCUCACAAUCGUAUCGCAACGCAAACAGCGCAGCUUUUGACAGAGUUACUGAAAGUGACUAUCGAGCGAGAAAUGUCUAGUGCCUUGAGAGGGGGACUAGAGCCAGGAUGUCCUAGGAUGUCUGAGAAUAGUACCGUUCCGAGUCCACAACCAGCCCAGAAAGACCCUGGCUCAGCAUACUCAUCGUCCUCCCGAGAGAUCUUUCACGAUAGCUCUGGAGGAACAACGUAUCAGCAGCUGCCAACCAUAUCCGAGUCAAUAUAUCAGCAGAAUAGUGUAAGCGGCCACUCAGCCCAAGCACGCAUUGAAUCAUCUGGAUACCCCUCUGCCAAUAUAUUUGAGCAACUCGACGACACGUUUGGUGCCUUUGGUGAGCUCAUGUUCAAUCUGUUACCUGAUGAUCAGAAUAGUGCAUGGAAUUGGGGGCGUACAGUUUCCUGA
Messenger RNA from Penicillium paradoxum, 2208 nucleotides. RefSeq names its product Zn(II)2Cys6 transcription factor. Gene Ontology annotation, biological process: DNA-templated transcription; positive regulation of transcription from RNA polymerase II promoter by galactose. The record is from RefSeq and is a predicted model, not a curated record. NCBI's taxonomy places the organism in Eukaryota, Fungi, Ascomycota, Eurotiomycetes, Eurotiales, Aspergillaceae. Gene Ontology annotation, molecular function: RNA polymerase II cis-regulatory region sequence-specific DNA binding; zinc ion binding; DNA-binding transcription factor activity, RNA polymerase II-specific. Gene Ontology annotation, cellular component: nucleus. The transcript has 3 exons. The coding region runs from base 1 to 2208 and encodes 735 amino acids.